This is a messenger RNA of Myripristis murdjan (pinecone soldierfish), 1345 nucleotides long. RefSeq names its product putative ubiquitin carboxyl-terminal hydrolase 50. Gene Ontology annotation, cellular component: nucleus. Bases 110 to 1162 code for a protein of 350 amino acids. The transcript has 7 exons. The record is from RefSeq and is a predicted model, not a curated record. Gene Ontology annotation, molecular function: cysteine-type deubiquitinase activity. Lineage: Eukaryota; Metazoa; Chordata; Actinopteri; Holocentriformes; Holocentridae. Gene Ontology annotation, biological process: protein deubiquitination.
CAGUGUGGCUGUGCCCGUCCUGCCAAGGCCACACACCAGUUCAUAUCAAGAGACUGUUGUAACUGAUCUCUGGGUGCAAAGGACGAACACGAACAGAUGUGGCCAGGUGAUGCAAACUAAGGAGCAAGGCUGCUGCUCUGCAAUGAGGUUGCAGGGGUGGAGGCAGCCAGGAGUGUGUGGUUUGGAUAACUCUGGCAACUCUUGCUACUUAAAUGCUGUGUUACAGUGUUUAUGCUCCACUGUGCCUCUUGUUGAACACCUGCUUCACCAGGGAACACGCAAACAGCUGGCAAGGCAUAAGUGUCAGGUGGCCGAGGUGUUUGUGCGGCUGCUGGAGGAGAUGUGGCUGGGAAGGAGCUCCAGGUGCACCCCGGCGGAGGCGAGGUCUGCGGUGUGCUCAAUCCACCCCCAGUUCAACAACUACUCCCAGCAGGACGCCCAGGAACUGCUGCUCUUCCUCCUCAACGCACUCCACGAUGACCUCAAAAGGUGCAGCUACUAUCCCAUCUGCACCGUCAACCCCCCCUCAAAGUGUCCCGCUGCGGAGGGGGAGCCCACCGUUGUGUCACAUCUGUUUGAGGGCCAGCUGAGCUACAGGACGCUCUGUACGCACUGCAGCCAUCAGGCGCACAGCACGCAGAGCUUCACCGUGCUGUCCCUGCCCAUCCCAAAAGACACCACCAAGUGCUCCCUUCAGGACUGCCUGUCUCUGUUCUUUCAGGCCAGCACGCUGACCGGGGGAGACCAGAUGUUGUGUUCAGUGUGUGGGGUGAGGAGAAACACAACAAUCCUCACUGCUCUGGAUAAACCCCCCGAGAUCCUCAUGCUGCACCUGAAACGUUUUGGCUGUAAAGGGAAGAAAAACAUGAAACUGAAGACGAAUGUUUUGUUUUCAAUGGAGAACCUCGACCUCACCCCAUUUCUGUCCAGCCCCUCAGCACAGCACACCUCAUACUGUCUCUACGCUGUGGUGAACCACACGGGUCAGCUGGACAUGGGCCACUACACAGCGCUCUGCCGCAACGCCCUGACCCGCAGCUGGUACUGUUUUGAUGACUCAGUGGUCAGCGAGGUUCAGGACUGCCUCGUCCAGUCUUCCAACGCUUACAUAUUGCUCUACAGCCGCGGGGCUUUCAACAGGCCUAAGAUCAGCGGGCUCUGAGCUCUCCAGCUAUCAGUUCUUAUCCACAGUGGGACUGACGUUCAGAUUCUGUCGCUACAAAUGUAUUUCAAACAUGACGAUAGCACAAAACCGCCUUUUCACUGUCCCUGUGUUUGCUACACUUCAUUUCUGGUUCUUAUUCUCCUGCUGGCUUCAUAUUUUUUGACCCGAAACUGGUCCUGU